Annulohypoxylon truncatum is the source of this 1788-nucleotide messenger RNA. Its product is annotated as glycoside hydrolase family 105 protein. The transcript has a single exon. Gene Ontology annotation, biological process: carbohydrate metabolic process. The coding region runs from base 607 to 1725 and encodes 372 amino acids. The record is from RefSeq and is a predicted model, not a curated record. NCBI's taxonomy places the organism in Eukaryota, Fungi, Ascomycota, Sordariomycetes, Xylariales, Hypoxylaceae.
CGGCGCUAGCUAGGCCGAAGCCAUCGCCAAGGUCGGUCCCAAAUUCUCCAUCGGAGUUCAGCUGUGACUGUACGGCUUAAGAGCAGUCUUCGUUCGGUAUAAAAGGACCCAGGGCCUUUUCUUAUACGCUGUUUCAUGUAUGCAGGUACUCUAGCGAUGAGUUUGCGAGGUUCCUAUCACGCGGGAUGAGAUCCCUAAGAUCUGAUGGUUAGCACAGAGUGGGUGGGUACUGAAGCGAUAUAAUACCCCGACAACUGGAGACGCUUAAGACGCUACCAUAGUACCAAGAUACGAUAGGUAGGUACGCAUGCGGAGUGCGUAACUCCUCACGAGGGGAACUCUCGGAUAUCUAUAUCGAUUAUCCCUUUUUCUUGUUGAUCUCUUAGAUAGUUUGGGGAAUCGAUCAUACUUAGUACGACAGAUCAAAUCGAGUGCUUCAUCUGGAAAGUGACGGUCUAUCAAUUAUUCAUGAACAGAGAAGAGGACCAUUAUCUACCUAUACGUCCAUAUAUCGUUCUACAAUUCGCCUCCUAAACGUUCCUGUCAAAUCACCUACCAACUUAGACAUAUCUAGACAUCUGCGAGAAACAUCAUCUUCUAGCUAAAAUGCCGGCAGAAGUCCAUGGCAUUAAAUCGAGUGAUGUUCACGCCAAAAUCCAGCUCCUCAUCGAUGGGCUCGUGAACAUCAAAGACAAGACGGGAGAAUUUCUUAUGACGCUCGCCGAUGGCCGCGUAAUUGAUACAAAAGGAUGGAAUGAUUGGGAAUGGACUCACGGGAUUGGCCUGAAUGGAAUCUGGGCUUACUACUCAUUAACUGGGGACGAGAAGUAUCUCAAGAUCAUCGAAGACUGGUUCGCGAACCGAUUCGCUGCUGGCGGCACUACGAAGAACAUCAACACGAUGGCCGUAUUCUUAACCCUAGCCUACGUAUACGAGAGGACGGGCAAUCAAACCUAUCUUCCCUGGCUAGACAGUUGGGCAGAGUGGGCGUACCACGACCUAGAGAGAACCAAGUAUGGUGGUAUGCAACAUAUCACGUAUUUGGAGGUCAACGACCAGCAGCUAUGGGAUGACACGCUCAUGAUGACUGUUAUGCCCCUAGCCAAGAUUGGAAAAUUGCUAAAUAGACCUCACUACGUUGAUGAAGCGAAGAGGCAAUUCUUAAUCCACAUCAAGUACCUAUUUGAUACGAAGUCGGGGUUGUUCUUCCACGGCUGGACGUUUCACGAGGGGGGACACAAUUUCGCGAAUGCCUUAUGGGCGAGAGGAAAUGCAUGGUUGACGAUCGUGAUUCCCGAAUUUUUGGAGCUGCUAGACCUACCAGCCAACGACCCGAUCCGGACGCAUCUUCUAGAUACGUUAAACGCGCAGUGCGAAGCUCUCAAGCCGCUCCAGACGACUUCGGGUCUGUGGCGUACGCUCUUGGACCAACCAGAGGAAGAAGGCUCCUACGUCGAAUCCAGCGCGACGGCCGGAUUCGCCUUCGGAAUUAUGAAGGCGCAAAGGAAGAAGCACAUUGGGAAAGAGUACGAGGCCGUAGCCAUUAAGGCGGUACAGGCCGUUCUGGAUAACAUCGACGUCGACGGUGAACUCCUGAACACAUCUUUCGGCACAGGGAUGGGCCAUACCUUACAGCACUAUAAGGAUAUUCCGAUCACAAGCAUGCCUUAUGGACAGGCUAUGGCUAUUAUAGCCUUAGUCGAGUUCCUCAGGGUGUUUAUUUAAGUAUCUAGGUAGGUAGUCUAGUGUAUAAAAUUAAUCUAGUAAAAAUGCAAUCGGGCUUACCAA